Molecule: messenger RNA, 1482 nt
Organism: Xenia sp. Carnegie-2017
Lineage: Eukaryota; Metazoa; Cnidaria; Anthozoa; Malacalcyonacea; Xeniidae
Product: kinesin light chain 4-like
Exons: 3
Coding region: 1-1086 (361 amino acids)
Cellular component (GO): kinesin complex
Molecular function (GO): protein binding
Source: RefSeq, a predicted model, not a curated record
AUGAUAAAAAAAUUUGAAGAUGAAAACUGUUCCAUUACAGACAAAGUGAAGAAUUUGCGAUGGUUAGUAUCCACACGAUUAAAAUUCUGGCAAAAUUGGUUGAUCAUUGUAGACAACGUGGUACAGCUUGGCAAAAUUUCUUCGUUACUUCCCCAAGUUGGUGAUCCCAUGUGGAUAAAUGGACAAAUCAUAGUAACCAUCCAGAACACAGAUGCCGCACCUCAAGAUGAUGAGUUUAACAAACAUAUUUCUAUCAGAAAUGGAAUGAAUGAUAGGGAAUGUUUUCAACUGUUGAAGCAUUACACAAUUGAAAAUGCUGAUGAUCAAUUGUUAAAUGAAGUAUCACACGCAUUAGAUCGUCAACCGCUGGCUUUGGCUGCUGCUUGUUAUUAUGUCAGUCGUGUAAACAAAGCAAACUGCUCAUUUACUUGGAAACAAUAUUUAGAGAAAUUUUAUUCAGAAGAAGAAGAAAACAUGGACGCCACUUUUGUUAAAUUUAACUCGGUUUAUCCUAGAAAUCAUGUUGAUGUUGCUGGGUCUUUAAACAAUCUCGGUAUAGUGUUUUAUGAAACUAGAAAUUACGACAAAGCUAUAGAGGUUUACGAAAAAGCUCUGGAAAUUCAAAAACAAUCGUUAGGUCCAAAUCAUGUUGAUGUAGCUGCGUCUUUAAAUAAUCUUGGUCUGGUCUUUUAUAAAACUGGAAAUUACUACAAAGCUAUUGAGGUUCACGAAAAAGCUCUGGAAAUUCAUCAACAACUGUUAGGUCCAAAUCAUAUUUAUGUUGCUGCGUCUUUGAACAAUCUUGGGAAUGUGUUUGAAAAAACUGGAAAUUACGACAAAGCUAUAGAGUUUCACAAAAAAGCUCUGGAAAUUAAAAAACAAUCGUUAGGUCCAAAUCAUGUUGAUGUUGCUGGGUCUUUAAACAGUCUUGGUAAAGUGUAUAUUGAUACAGGAAACUACCACAAAGCGAUAGGGUUUCAUGAAAAAGCUCUGGAAAUUCAAAAACAAUCGUUAGGUCCAAAUCAUGUUGAUGUUGCUGCGUCUUUAAACAAUCUUGGUUUGGUGUUUAAAAAAACUGGAAACUAGGACAAAGCUAUAGAGCUUCACAAAAAAGCUAAGAAAAUUCGCAAAAAAAACACGUUAGGAACUAGUCAGGUUGAUGUCGUUAAGUCUUUUAAAAAAUCUAGUUGUGUUGUAUCAUGAAACUUGGGAAGAUGACCAAGCUUUACAGUUGAACUUUGGUAGCUACCUGUUUCAAAGAAAAUUGUACCUUCCAAAUUAUGUUAAUCCUAUUUUUAACACAUAGACCGUAGGAGCAAGGCUUCCACCUGUCAAGUUAACUCCCUCUCCCUCAGAAGGUAUUUUUGGUAGUGAAUAAAAGAUUUCCAAUUUGCAUUUUGUGAGGUAAAAUGAACUAAAAGAUGUAAUGGUCCUUGUCUAUAAAUUGUUUCACUGAUAUCUAGUCAAUAAACUUACUCUACA